Penaeus monodon (black tiger shrimp) is the source of this 1133-nucleotide messenger RNA. RefSeq lists its product as uncharacterized. Bases 418 to 1068 code for a protein of 216 amino acids. NCBI's taxonomy places the organism in Eukaryota, Metazoa, Arthropoda, Malacostraca, Decapoda, Penaeidae. The record is from RefSeq and is a predicted model, not a curated record. The transcript is spliced from 5 exons.
AGAAUAAUAAAAAAAAAAGAUAAAAAUUACAUUAGACCCGAGGAGGGUUACGAGCGCAAUGCUGACUCAGGAGGUUGAUGAAUCAUGCACAAGAGAACUCAGGUGGUUGGUUCCUCAGUCUCUGUUCUGUCUCCCAGUCCGGUCCCGCCGCCCUCACGCUCUCUCACGCUCCCUCUCGCUCGUACGCGAUAAGCUUCGUAGAUAGAGCUAUCGAUAAGGGGGAUAACGGUUGUCAUUAUUUUUUUUCCCCGAGAGGUCUCGAGUGGAGCAGUGUUCUCUGUAAGCGAGGACGUUAGAAAAAGGGGGGGAUUUAUAGGUAUAUUAUUAUAACGUUGAUAUAAAUUUAAGAGAGAGAGCGAGAGGUGGGAAAGGAAAAUGUUCGUUGUUAUGGUCGAUCGAUGAGCAAACUGCUUGAGAAUGUGGACCGUGCAUGUGCUUGCCUUGUCUGCGCUGUUGACCGGGGCAUCAGGUCAGCUGGGAGAACGCCCUUUGACCUCCGAGGGAACCAGGUCACGGGUGGACACCAAGAAAGCUGAUGAGGACGACCUCGGGGUUACGUCCUGGAGAGUGGAGGUCGACGUCUUCCGGGUUUGGAGGCCGAGGUACUGGCUCGCCCUCGAGGACACGUUCUUGGGAUGCCUGGCGCACAACCGGAUCUACAAUGGCACCGUCAUGAACGUCAACCUGACCGAGAUAGGGAAGCUACACAACGGCCAAGAUCGAGCUCAAGCCUGCUAUCAGCUGUGCCAGAACAAGAUGGCGUUCGCGGGUUUUAUUGCGGUUAGUUAUGGAGUCGGCGGGUUGAUGGACCGCUGCGGUUGCCACUACGAGUAUGAUCUGGAUUUUAUGUUUGAGGAGGACGACGGGACCUGCGACGGCAGCAUGUCCCACUCGCGGAUCUACUGCGGCCCGGGAAACAUCGAGUGCUUCAGUCGAGCGGGAGGACUCGGAGGGGGAAACACCUACGUGGCUCCUCUCCCUCGCUCUUCUGGUCUCUGGCGCUCACUUCUUCGGUUUUUCAAGAUGAUGGUGAAUUCCACGCCCAUGGUGGUUGUUGGGAUCUGCUGAGGGUUCGGAGCAGGGAUUUAAGGGUAACUCUGAUGAGAUUAAGGAAUAAAUAAAAAGUCAGACUU